AACCGUUAUGUAUGAGCGCACUUUUGAAUAUACAUAACGGUUUUAUGGAUCUCUGUUAUGUAUGUAGUGUUAUCUAAAUGUAUUUAUAACAGUAUCAAAUUAAGCGUUACAUAAUAACGUUAUCUAUUUAUGAUAUAUAUAACAGUGCUAUUGAACCGUUAACCCAAUCGUUAUGUAUGAGCAUGGAUUCAACAACGAUUGUUUCAGCGUUAAGAAUACCGUUAUGUAUGAGCGUAAUUUAUAACGGUAGUUGUAACCGUUAUUCCCUAUUGUUAUCUAUGAGUUUUUUUUUUUUAUAUAAAAAAAACAAAAUUAUUCUUCUAAAAACUAAAUAUAACCCUCCCGCCACCCAAAUCACCAAAUCAUCUCCUUCCUUAUACUCAAUUUCCCCCUCCCCCGUCUGCCUUCGCCCGCUCCGUCCCUUCUACCUGCCACCGCGCGCCGCCCUCGCUUCAGCCGUGCGCCCCCUGCCACCCCUCCUUGCAGAGACUGCACCGUGCAGUCGCGCAUAGGGCUGAGCCCCUGCCUGGCCUUUCCAGUCGCCCCAGGGUCCAGCCGUGCCCCCAGCCUCCCCCAGAGUUCAGACGGCCACCGCGAGCCGGCCUCGCCAGCCGGAGCUAAAUUAGUGUCCGAUUUCUCCGAUUCUCUCUGGCAGUGAGAAUGCUAUGGGGCUAAAGUGUUGUUUGCAGUUGCAGUCUGCCAGCAUUAAAAUGGCUUUGAACUUGGAUGUUGGGGUGGCGACCUCACUCAUCAAAUGCUAUUCAACUCUUUCUGGAGAUGUUGGUGCUUGUCGUAAGCUCUUCUUGGAGACGAGUGUUGUGGAUCGCGACAUUGUUAUGUGGACUGGUGUUAUGGCUGCAUCUGUUGAAAGGGACCAUGCUCAAGUUGUAGUCCUUUUCAACCAGAUGCGUUGGGAGGAUGAUUUCUAUCCGGAUUGCUAUGUAUUCACCGUGUUGUUAAAAGCUUGUGCGAAUCUGGUGACGGAGAGUGCUGCUGCUGCAGUGCAUGGUCAGGUAGUCAGAGCAGGUUUUCUAAAUGGAAUUGAGCUUGAUAAUGCUUUGAUUCAUGCUUAUUCCAGGUGUGGUUCCGUUGAUAAUGCUGAGCGAGUUUUCCAUGACAUGUCAUCAAGGGAUGUUGUCUCUUGGAAUUCAAUGUUGAAGGCUUAUGUUGUGCAUGGAAAGGCUGAGACAUCUUCGGAUUUGUUCGCACAGAUGGAUGUUGCACCGGAUGAAGCAACUUUUGUCGCGCUUAUGACAUCUUGCAGUCAUGCCGGGAUGGUGAAGGAAGGGAUUGAGAUGUUUGAUACCAUGCGCGAGAGAUAUGGUAUAGCUCCUCAACUUGAUCAUUAUGCUUGUAUGGUUGAUAUUCUAGGGAGAUCUGGCCGUUUAUCGGAGGCUGAAAACAUCAUAAGAAAUAUGCCUAUGCAACCGGAUUGUGUUAUCUGGAGUGCUUUUCUAGGAGGAUGUAGGAAACAUGGAGAAAUAGAGGCAGCCGAGUUAGCAUCACAAAAGUUGCAGGAAUUGGAUCCUAUAUAUUUUUGUUAUAUUUGGAAAGUGAGGAUUAUUUUGAUCUAUAUCCGUAAGCUUUGGCAUUUUGUUUAACAUGGCUCUGUUUUUCGGGUUAGGAAGUUGCUGGAUAUGGGUGAUAGGGCAACAUGGUUGUGUGUUUCUCAGUCUUCUGAUGUAUCUGGAGAAUAAAUCGUAUGAUAUGUGUGACCAAUAAGGUUUAUCUUCUUGGUUUUACAUGAAUUGAUUUGAAAAAAUCAAUUGUUGUCUCUUAGAUAUCUGGUUAUCAGAAUUUUAAUAGCUUCAGACAUUAUAUAAAAUAUGAUAUAUCUAUAUAUCUUGUCUGCGGAAUGCAUCUACAGUGCUCUUGAUGCUUAGUUGUUAGAUCGUAGAGCUUCCUCACCCGAAGCAGCCAGCAUUUCUUGGGAUACAGAGCCUUAACUUUGCUUGUAUCUUUUCAAUUUGCUUGUGCUGGUGCAUGUGCAUUUUAUUAUGCUUAGGUUUUCUGAUGCCAAAUAACAAUUAGUAGUUGGAAAUUAUAUGAUAACGUGAUGUCACUGAGGGCUACUGAUUUGAUUUUGUGCAGAACAUGUUAUACAUUGCAUAAUUGUUUGACUCUUAAUUUGUAUGUUCUAUUAUAGGAUGGUAAGCUGAAUUCACUAGAAGACAAGCAGGCGAACUACUUUUUUACAACUGAGUAUUAUGAGUCUCUUCUCUAUGAUUUUGCUCUGCAAGUUACUUCUCCGAAUUAAUUUUUUGCUUAGUAUGAAUUAAUUAUGCUUCUUGACUUUGUGCAGGUUCGGGUUUUGCUUCAAAUGAGAUGUUCUUGUUUGGGCAGUUUGUGGCUUUUUAUGUAAGUCCAUAUAUAAUAUUAAUGUCUUACUAAGUGAUGAUAUUUAGUUGUUUGGGCAGAUGGUGAUUUACCUAUUACUAUGGACAGGUUAUGAUGAGAUUAUUUGUUAACUUGUAAUGAAAAUCACAGCUCUAUUAUUUUCUCGACUUGUGUUAUGUUUGAGAUGUGCAGGAUAGGAAGCUUGGGAUCAAUUCAAUGAAUUGGGUAAAUCAUCAAGAUUUAGUACCUUCACAAUGCAUCGGACUUAGAAUUGAUUGUGUUUGAUUUUCAGAUUUCAUUUCGCAUUUUUGCAGGAUGGAAGUUUGGAUGGAUGAAUGGAAUGUUGUUGACUGAAAGCUACUUCAGAGUACUUAUUUUUUGUUGAAAAUUGUAAAUUGACUAUUCUAGCUACUUAGAUACAUUACUUGGUUGGUUAAUAUUUAACAGUUUGAUUAUGGAUGGAUGGA
Messenger RNA from Salvia miltiorrhiza (redroot sage), 2804 nucleotides. RefSeq names its product pentatricopeptide repeat-containing protein At1g71420-like. The record is from RefSeq and is a predicted model, not a curated record. Lineage: Eukaryota; Viridiplantae; Streptophyta; Magnoliopsida; Lamiales; Lamiaceae. Gene Ontology annotation, biological process: RNA modification. The transcript has 2 exons. The coding region runs from base 666 to 1601 and encodes 311 amino acids. Gene Ontology annotation, molecular function: RNA binding; protein binding.